Malania oleifera is the source of this 2313-nucleotide messenger RNA. Its product is annotated as transcriptional regulator STERILE APETALA. Bases 182 to 1546 code for a protein of 454 amino acids. Lineage: Eukaryota; Viridiplantae; Streptophyta; Magnoliopsida; Santalales; Ximeniaceae. The transcript is spliced from 2 exons. The record is from RefSeq and is a predicted model, not a curated record. Gene Ontology annotation, cellular component: preribosome, large subunit precursor. Gene Ontology annotation, molecular function: protein binding.
GGGUAGAAAAUGAGAGUGUACCUGGGGUGUACAAGUAUAUAUAAAUAGAGAGAGAGAGAGAGAGAUUCAACAGGCACCCAACAGAGACGUUUGGGGCCCUCUCAAGUCUCAUCACAUCAUCUGGGUGUCUUUUUCUACCUUCUCUUUUUUGUUUUUUGGUUCUUUUUGGUCCCCAUCUUUAAUGUCACAACGUGAAAGUGGUGGCGAUGGGAGUAGAAGGAUCAGGAGAAGGAGAAGAGGCCGCGAAAUCGAAGGCCCUUCCUCCCCACCUCGCCCGCUUCUCGCCGGUAACAAUGGUGUCUGGCCGGAGCCUUUCCUAGAAGCCCUUGCUACCCACCUUGCCAUCGACGCUGCCGGUACCGCCGGCCGCCUCGCAGCCGCCGUCGCCCUCGCCAACCUCUUUCAGGUGUGCUCUACGUGGCGAGCAGUCUCGCGUUCAGACCGGUUAUGGCGACGUCUCACUCGGCGCAUCUGGGCCCGUCAGCGUCUCAUGCACGACACGUGGCAGGACGAAUACAUUUCCUGUCAUCGAACAGCCAGCAACUUCCGCACGGGAAGAUACCAGCACACUCUCCUCCAUUUCGACACCUCCGACGUCGACGAUCCCGUUGGCCUCAUAUGCCGCUGCCUUGCUGUCUCCGACACUCACCUCGCAUCCGGGUUCGCCGACGGCACCGUCCGUCUCUUCCUCCUGCAAACUCGCCUCCACGUCGCCACCUUCCGCCCCAACCACCGCGACCGCCUCGGCCCUUUUUCACGCGCCGUCUCCGGCAUUAUCCUCUCCGACACGCGCCUCGUAUUCGCCUCGCUCGACGGAGAUGUGCAUGUCGCCGCCAUCAACGAAGUCGCCCCUCCGCGGCGGGCCGUCUUUGGCGACGUCUUCGCCGAUGGCGCGUUGGUAGACUUCGCAGGCUGCAAUCGGUGGUGGGUGGGUCUCUACGCCGGCGUGCCAGGCCGCGCCUUCCACGUAUGGGACGGCGUCUCCGAAGAGCCCAUAUACGUCGGGGGCUCGCUCACAGACCCGGACGCGGUCAUGGGUUGGCACCUACUCACCGAGUUGACGGAGUUCGUGGGCCGAGUCCGAGUCGUGAGUCGGGACACGGCCGUUGCGGGCACAAGUCGCGGGAUCGUAGUUUUCGAUUUGACGAACCAGGGGAUUGUGCUGAGGGAUGAUGAGGCGUAUCCCAGAGGGCUCAUCGUGCCCUCCGUCGAUGCUAGCAACGGGGCGUACGUGGCUGUGGAUGGUCGCGGGUUGGCUAGGGUGCGCCGUGUGGACGUAUUAGUGGAGAUAUGCAGGUUUCCGGUGGGGGGUGGGCCACGGAGGGGGUUGAUGGUGAUGGGGUGCAUGAACGGGGGAUACGUGCUAAUGUGCGCCGGGGGCGUCAUAAGAGUGUGGAACAGAGAGGUUGAGCAUGGGGAGUAUCUGUACAGCUUCGUGGAGAGGAUAGGGCAGCCAAAUGCCAUGGUGGCAAAUGACCGGCACGUGGCAGCAAGCUGCGUCGACACGUCGUUACACCUGUGGGAUUUUGGAGCCCAGGGUGAGUAGGAGAUGAGAUGUAGGUCCUAACGUAGAUAGCAUGGGGUCCAGGAUGCGUGAUUGGGAAAAGACGACAAUGGCUUGAUUUUUAAAUAUAUUUAUUUAUUUUGAUUCUGUAGAGGAGAAAAAGAAAAAGAAAAAGAAAAAUGAAACUUGCGGGGGAGGGAGGGUGAUGAUGGCAGUGAUGGGACGUGCGGGUGAGAAAAGCUUCUGGGGUUCAGGUAUGGAGCGGACUGACUUCAACCAUGUACUUUGACUAGAUGGAGUAGAUGAUGAUUUGAUGGGGAUCUCUGAUUGGAUCGGAUCUGAUCUGAUCUGAUCUGACGGUGGGGAUGGGGGUGUGGCAUGCUACGAUGGUCGAGAGGACCUUUUCGGUUGAAAAUUUGUUGACCCAGUGGGGGGGUUUGUGACCAAAAAGGCUUUUGGCUUUACAUAAUUUGUACGCCCGAAGCUGUAGACUACUGUAGUGUGGAAGGAUUGGGGUUUGCCGGUUGGGGUAGAUGAUCAAUUUCUGCCGGAACUCUCCCAUCUGUACUUUUCGCGCAUUGUCUUUUUAAUCUAAAUGGGUUCUUUCUCUGAUGAGUACCUCCAACGUUUUGGCAGGGAUGCUAUCUAGGGGUAGGGGCUAGGGUAUUAUGGAUUGCAGCAGGAGCUCGUCCACCUUUUUCUCUUUUCUUAUUAAUUCUUAUUUGUCUGUAGUUCUUCUAGUACUUUCUUAUUUUAAAAUUUGAAUUUAAAUUUUUAUGAAUUUCUAAAAAAGUAAUAUUUUUAUAUUA